Messenger RNA from Haliotis rufescens (red abalone), 3194 nucleotides. RefSeq lists its product as uncharacterized. NCBI's taxonomy places the organism in Eukaryota, Metazoa, Mollusca, Gastropoda, Lepetellida, Haliotidae. The coding region runs from base 148 to 2202 and encodes 684 amino acids. The record is from RefSeq and is a predicted model, not a curated record. The transcript is spliced from 9 exons.
UUGACAACCAGUAAACAACAUGGCGGCUGUGUAAUCGCUCAAUCAGCUCCCCGCUACAGUCGAGGCAAGUCGCCGACUGAUCGCCGCAAGAAUGUGACGGCGUCUGGAGUUAAAUGCCUCUCGCAAAAUGACGUUAUUCCUCCCAAAAUGACCAACAAGAACAAAUGUGCCAAGAAGCCAAGGCUGCGAUAUCUGGACUUGUCGUUUGAAGGACGUGACCAGGCUCAUCGCGCCGGCAUCAGUAACGGGAGACGACCACACGGGGGCUACAAAGGAUGUUCGAAACAUCCGCCCACGCCCUUAUCUCAGGAGAAGAGCCGGGAGUACCACCGGAAGUUGCGCGCGGAGAUCGACCAGCUGUUUGACGAGGAGUUCCUUGAGGUCCAUGGGUCUCCGACAUGGAGCGUGGAGGCGAGCAAAGAGGUCACUCACAGUGGAGAGUCGCCGCUCUUCUUGCACAAGUUCAUGUCUCCCUCUAAGGAGGAACACCAGUACAUUCGGCUCAGCAAGUCAGCAGUACUGAACCCCAACAAAUGUCAGCCUCCCCUGUCCCGGGACGGCGUCACGUACUACCGGCCGAACAGAACCCACCAGUACCUCUCAGCCACAGAACUGAAGGACCAGAGCCAAAACGAGGUCAACCUGAAGUAUGGCCGACCAACCAGAACGACGUUACUCCGGGCACGACAACGAACAAACUCAGCACCCGUCAACUCCUAUGAAAUACGACGAGAGACAAUGAAACGGGAGGGCGAGAUUAAAACAGGCUCUGCAUACACAAACACCAAAGAAUUCUUUCAAGAACUCCACGCAACCAAUGGCGAGUCUUUCCAUUCCUUCAUAACCGGAGCACGCUACAACAGGGCCCACUGUUUAGAUUCCAAGAGUUUGACAAUGUAUGGAGUCUACAUGCCGAGGAACAAUCCUACAGCGUGUUUUGUCACUCACAAGCUGAAGGAUGUAUUCGACACUCCGUGUGCCCCUCCAGACUCACCCCGCUCUGACGUUGAUGAGGUUUCCUCCCCGAUGACUCCCCGAAGACCAAAGACAGCUCCCGGAUAUGGCCGAAGACCUACUCCGGCUACCAGCCAACCAAAACAGGCCUGGGGCGACAGUCACGGGAACGAGGCUGACAAACAUGGCGACGAGAGAGUUUAUGAAGAGUUGAUAUUCUGGCCAAGUGGAUUAAACGUGAAAGGUCGAGGAAUGGGUGUCACAUUGAACCGAGCUAACAGCAUGCCAAAGCUGAACUCCCGAUUACCGUCCGUGCAAGGAAUAUCGAUGGAGCGAAUCCGGAAGUCACGUGACCCUGUUGAGGAAACAUCGUUGAUCAACCAGCCUCCUCCUACACCAAAUGCCAUGUCGGCCAAGGAUGGAGCGGAUAAAUCGAAUCACAUGACAGAAGAGAAGGUGAAGGACGAUGAGGAACCACGGAAGGAGCCGGUAAUCAAACCCCGGAAACCGAAGCCGAUCUUGGUGGACAGAUCGGUAAAUGUACCGUCAGUGUCCGGUGAUUCAAAUCACUGGAACGACGAACCGCUUAUAAUCAACGCACACGCAGUUCCGCAGACAAGAUCUCAUCCCGGGAGUGUUAAAAGUGUUACCAUACAGAGGGAAACAGAAGAAAUUAAAGAGAAAAUAUUGGAAAACCCAAAGGAAGAACCUACAGAGGAACAUGAUAUACCACGUGAUGAACCUAUGGCUGGCGAGGAACAUUUGGCAUUCAAGGACUUGGACAUUGAACUCCCUAGUGUCACGGAUGGAGCCUCAAUGGAGCCGUUACAGAUGAGUGAGCAAGACAUGACGCCAGACGUCGACGAAGUCGUUGAAGGCCCCAUCACACCGUCCAAGGAAGAGGUUGCGCAGGAAAGUAGUCCCCCUCUUACGGGUCCCAUCAAUGAUGCCAGUGUUGCGUUCUUCUUAACAGAGAAUGGUCAGAAUAAAAAGGGCCCGGAUGGUGACUGUGACGUCAUCAACACUUCCGUCGAAACCCAGGAUACAAGGCCAGUACUGGGUAACGCUACUAGCAUGGCUAUACCCGCUCUAACUGUUGAAGAAGCGUCGGUUAGUGAUGAAAAUGACACUGCUGAUGAUGGCAUAAGAGAUAAUAGUGCAGCGGAAGAAUUCGCCUCAAAAGAAGUCUCCAAGGGAGAUAACUCUGUUCCACAGACAGAAGAUGACGUGAAGCUACCAGAAGCUUGAUUCAAAAAUAUUUCAGCAUUAUUCCAGCAUUACUUCAGCAUUUCCGUGUCAGCAUUACCACGUGUUACGUCACGUUAAACUGUCUGCCAUUCAACAACCUUUACAAUGAAUUAAUAUUCAUUGGAUGAUUAAUUAUAUUUUAUAGUUUUAAAAAUCAUGUUUUCGUGCUGUGACAUAUAUAAUUAUGUGUUCAAUGUUUUACCUAUGAAAUAGGUCACUACCAUGCCGUUUUGGUGUUUUAAUGUGUUUUGAAAUAUACGAAAUGUAUUUUAUAGCUGAAGAGGAAACAAAAGGUCAAGUUAGUUCUUAUGUUUCAUCCUCCAACUAAAACAGCAUAAUCAACAUCAGUUCAGCAAACCUCCAUCUAAAUGUUUCCUAUAUCAAAGAUAUCCCUGUUUGUUUCACAUAGACGUAUUUGUGCUCUUAACUGUUACUUGACACGGGCCAAUUGGAAUCCAGCAGGAUUGGUUCAAGUUUGUGAAAAACAAUUUUGUGUUUCAAAUCGUAAUAUGCCUAUCCGUCUAAAGUUUGGCAGAUUUGAGGAGAAAGGGUUUCGUAGUGUGGCCGAGGACUCCUAAUUCCCAAGUCAAUGGUGAACAGAAUUCCGAGAUAACAUGAAUCGCCCCUUAAACAUGUAAGAUGUGCUUCAAGAUGAAAAUUGCACCUGGAAAAAUGCCGGGAACACCUGUUUCUCAUUUUAAUAUAUUCUGAUCUUCCAUGUAUCUUAUGGAAAUAUCAACAUGUGUCAUUGGUCUCAUUGUGAAAUGUGUCUACGAUAUCACUGAUAGCUGUUGCAACGUUAGUACGAGAACAAUGCAGCUCCUUUAGAUGAUCGAAAGAACUUAGGCACAUCAUAUGAUGUAGGAACAGGCCAAGUAUUGGAGUGAGUGAGUGAGUUGGGUUUAACGCCGCUUUUAACAGCAUUCCAGUUAUAUCGCGGCGUGUCAGCUUAAUGUGGGAGGAAAGCAAGUCUCAGACGUUUACCACUUCGG